Messenger RNA from Eucalyptus grandis, 808 nucleotides. RefSeq names its product probable gamma-secretase subunit PEN-2. Lineage: Eukaryota; Viridiplantae; Streptophyta; Magnoliopsida; Myrtales; Myrtaceae. The coding region runs from base 96 to 515 and encodes 139 amino acids. The record is from RefSeq and is a predicted model, not a curated record. The transcript has 2 exons. Gene Ontology annotation, cellular component: gamma-secretase complex.
CGGGAAUCGUUUGGCGAUUUGCGUUAGGACGGACUUGGAAUUGAAGAAGGCGCACAAAGCAAAGAAAGCCAACGACUCGCCGGAGCGGUGCAAAAAUGGAGGCGUCGCGCUCGCCGGCCGGCGGCCCCAGCCCCAAUCACGACCCGAACCCGAAUCCCAACUCCAUUGCGUCGUCGCUGCCGCUCUGGCCGACGAUCGACGGCCCGCUGGGGCUGUCGGAGGAGGACGCCGCCGGCUACGCGCGGCGGUUCUACCAGUUCGGGUUCGCCCUCCUGCCGUGGCUCUGGGCGGUCAACUGCUUCUACUUCUGGCCCGUCCUCGCCCACAAGCGCUCCUUCCCUCAGAUUCGCCGCUAUGUUUUCAGAUCAGCCAUUGGAUUCUCGGUGUUUAGCGCCGUCCUGUGCGCAUGGGCUUUGACAUUCGCGAUCGGAGGAGAGGGUCUCUUCGGCUCUGUUUGGAACCAACUGGUGAUGUACAAUCUUGCAGAUAAAUGGGGUUUGACUGGUUGGGAUUAGUCACCACCCUGAUGUCCUCGUAGAAACUUCAUGUGUUCAACCCUACUUUUGUGCUAAGUUCUCUUUGGGAACAGACCGUUGCCCGCUCUUUAGCAGUUUCCACUGAUGCAGUUUGUAGAUAAUUUCUCGAGCCUGAGCUCGCGCAUGUGUGCGUGUAGCUCGAUGAAUGUUGCCGGGGCCGUUCUGCUUUGCCGGAGCCGCCGCUAGGCAGGGGCCUAUUGAUCACGCAUCCAGUUUAAGUUCUUGAAUCACAUCCCUCUCAAUUUAGCUGAAUGAAAUCGAUGUUCUUUGUA